CGCAUUAUUGGUUUGGGAGUGACUUCCUGUGUCUUUUUCCUGGUGGUCAUUUUGAACUCUUUGUUCUGUUUAUGGUAGUGAGAGGCUCUGGCGCUCAGAGUACCAAUUAGGAAUAGGCACCAGAAGCAAUGUCCCCGCUGUGCAGUGUUGUGUCUGAGGCUUGAUUAACUGCACCAGGCGGAAUUAAGGCCUCCGUGCCUCCCAGAUUCCGUUUUGCUUACAGACUUCAGCUCAGCCUCACCUAUUUAGCCUUCAUCCUUGGGUCCAGGCGUCUGUGGCUGCAGCGUCCAGAACCGAUAUGAACUUUGAGGAUUUGGCUAUUGCCUUCUCUCAGGAGGAAUGGAGGCUUCUUGAUGAGGAUCAGAGACUUCUGUACUGCGAAGAGAUGCUGGAAGUUUUUGCACUUCUAUCAUCAGUAGGUUGUUGGCAUAAAAUGGAUGAGGAGAAGAUGCCCCCUGAACAGAGUGUAUCUGUAAGAGAAGAGCCACAGGUCAGGUUUUCUAAGACAGCUCCAGCUGCCCAGAAAACCUGUCUGUGUAAGUGGUGUUUCUCAGUUUUAAAACAUAUUUUGCACCUGACUGAGUCACAAGCAGCAUACUGUGAGCAGAAAGCCUUCUUCAGUGACACAUCUGUGAAAGACUUAUUUUCCAGUGCAAACUGUCAUCAGCAGCAGAGAGAUGCCAGUGGAGAGAAGCCGUGGGAAGAAGAUAUGGACAGGGCCUCAUUUGUGUCCAGGUGCAGCUUCUAUUUAACAUGGGUGCCUUCAGCUAGUACGGAGGUUGGCAAAGACUUGCCAGCCAUCUCAGAUAUUCUCCAACACCAGGCCACUGUUAGCACUGAGGAGCCACACAGUAGCAGUGAGAUUUCCCUUGAAUUUCUUGGUGGAAAAAAUUGUCAUCAGUGUGUUGAAUGUGAAAAAGCUGCUAACAUCUACCAGAAGGUUGUUCAGCAUCUGGGUGUCUGCUCUGGAGAAGUGAAUUAUGAGUGUAACAAAUGUGGGCAAGGUUUUAGACAAAUGUUUAAUCUCAUUCAACAUAAGGGAGUUCACAAUGGACAAAAGCCCUAUGAGUGUAGUGAAUGUUGGAAGUUCUUCAGAAAUAAGUCUAACCUCAUUCAGCACCAAAGAGUUCACACUGGAGAAAAGCCAUAUGAGUGUAGUGACUGUGGAAAGAUCUUCAGCCAAAGUUCUACGCUCAGUCAACACAAAAGAGUUCACACUGGAGAAAAGUCUUAUGAGUGUACUUACUGUGGAAAGGCCUUCCGUGAAAAGUCUCACCUCAUUAAACACUACAAAGUUCACACUGGGGAAAAGCCCUAUGAGUGUACUUACUGUGGAAAGGCCUUUCGUGAAAGGUCUCACCUUAUUAAACACUGCAGAGUUCACACUGGAGAAAAACCCUAUGAGUGUAGUGCCUGUGGAAAGUCCUUCCGUCAAAGAUCUACCCUCACUAAACACCACAGAGUUCACACUGGAGAAAAGCCCUAUGUGUGUAGUGACUGUGGAAAGUCCUUCCGUCAAAGAUCUACCCUCACUAAACACCUCAGAGUUCACACUGGAGAAAAGCCCUAUGAGUGUAGUGACUGUAGGAAGUCCUUCAAUCAAAGGUCUCACCUCAUUAAACACUGCCGAGUUCACACUAGAGAAAAGCCCUAUGAGUGUAGUGAAUGUGGGAAAUCUUUUAGCCACAAACCUAGCAUACUUAGACACCUGAGAGCUCAUUCUGGAGAAAGUCCUUAAAUGUGCAAGGAGUGUUUUAUUAUUGUCACUCAGAAUAGCAGUAUUGAAAGAGACUCUUUGACACCCAUUUACUAAAAUAUAAAUCUCUUUUAAUGGAAAAAAUUCUCUGCUAGGUUCCUCAUAAUUUUUAGGUACAAGUGAGGCUUUAAGGAGCUGCAUUGCACUUGCUAACCUGCCCAGGCCUACUACCCAAUUGAUAUCACUGUGAGUACUUGUGGCUGAAGUGAUUUCACUUCUACCACCUGGCUCACUUGAGCAGUGUGCAUCAGUGAAAACCCCUGUUUGCUCAGGGAAAAUCAAUUAUGUCUUAUCACUUCUACUUGAUGAAAUUAUGAAAACUUCUAUUUCUUGGCAGGAUUUCCAUUCCAUUCUCUGACUAGGGAAUUGACCAGACCCAGAGUUCAUCCAGAAUACCCAUCAUCAGGGACAUUGUGGUUCUCACUUCAUGCUGUGAUGAAUUGUUUCAGGUUCUAAUUCACCAGCUUGCAAACUGCUUGCUGUAUACUGGUCUGGUUUAUGAUCCUUUCACAAAGGUGUAUUUUUCUUUUGUAACUUAAAUUUUAUGGUUCUGUACACUCCCUGGGAUGAUUUGAAAGCACAAUUGUAAACACAGAGCAUGUAGAGGUGAACAGAUAUGGGGAUCUCAAAUUUUCUGUCCUUUGGAAGGCACAACAUGAUGGCAAAAAAUCACCUAGUCCAAUAUUGGCUUAUUCUGCAUUGCUGCCCAUGGCCUUGAAAGAAAGACUGCAUGACUUUGUGGUUCUAAGUUGCAGUCUGGUACCUCAAUUAUUCGGGAGGUCAGUGAGAAGGCUGUGCUUCUGUGAACAGUGUGAAUCAUAUUAUCUGUGCACAGUAUGUAUUACAUAAGGGGAAGUCAUCCACGUACUGCAAAGGAGCCGUGUAGGAAAUUUCAUAGGCUGGUGUCAUUUGUUGUAAGACUGAAAUGAAACUAAUAUUGAUAGAGAAACUCUGUUUUCAUAGUGAUGGGAGAGACUGUACUAAAGUAGAUGAAAAAUGCCUCUUCUGAAUGCAGAUCCACAAAUGUCCCAGGGCCUGUGGCUUGUGUGAUCUUUGUGUAAAGACAUUCUCAGGACCUCCAUAACUUUCCUGUAGCUGAAGUCAUUAACAGAGAAAAUGAUCCAACGGUUUUGUAGAUUCCCCUGGCCUCUGUAGGGUGUUCACCUCAAGGUUUUCUCAACAGGCAAGAACUCAAAGCAAGAAAAAAGAUAGUCCUGUAAUAAGUCCUGGGAUGUAUCUUUUGUGACCAGUCAGCAUUCCUGUUGAUUCUGAAAGCAACAGUCUUCACUGCUUGCCAAGAUUUGCUGCCACUGAGGCAAGGCUGUUCCUCCCAGGAAAUGAGAACUGACAUGCAACAGACUGCACUUUUUUAAUGAGUACUAUUUGGUGAGCCUUGUCACAGAUAUAAAGGUGUGAAACAUCACAUGUGAAAUAAACUUAUCUGUCACUCUUAAA
Molecule: messenger RNA, 3211 nt
Organism: Pipistrellus kuhlii (Kuhl's pipistrelle)
Lineage: Eukaryota; Metazoa; Chordata; Mammalia; Chiroptera; Vespertilionidae
Product: zinc finger protein 501-like
Exons: 3
Coding region: 299-1738 (479 amino acids)
Biological process (GO): regulation of transcription by RNA polymerase II
Molecular function (GO): DNA-binding transcription factor activity, RNA polymerase II-specific; RNA polymerase II cis-regulatory region sequence-specific DNA binding
Source: RefSeq, a predicted model, not a curated record